GCAACAUGGGCAAGAAGAAGGCCGCGGCGGGGCCGGGCCUGGGGAGAGCCCUCCUCCGGGAGCGGGGACAAGGCCGCGGGGGGAAGCAGCGGGGAGACCCCGGAUGGCUCCACACGAGUGACUUAAAUGACGGCUAUGACUGGGGGCGCCUCAACCUUCAGUCCGUCACAGAGCAGAACUCGCUGGACGAAUUCCUGGCUACCGCAGAGUUGGCAGGAACCGAGUUUGUGGCAGAGAAAUUGAACAUCAAGAUAGUUUCUCCUGAGGCUCAGACUGGCCUGCCGACAGCAGAAGAGGCCCAGAAGAUCCAUGAGCUUCAGGAGCAGCACAAGCAAUUCCUCUGCAUCCCAAGGAGGCCACACUGGAACAAGCAGACCAGCCCUGAAAUGCUGAGCCAGGCGGAGAGGGACGGCUUCCUGGAGUGGAGGAGGCAGCUGGUUCGGUUGGAGGAAGAACAGAAGCUCCUUUUGACUCCCUUUGAACGAAAUACACAGGCUUACCUUUCCUUUUCCCUUUGCAGUGACGUUGUGGUCCAGAUCGUGGAUGCCAGGAACCCCCUCCUCUUCAGGUGCAGAGACCUGGAAAGCUAUGCCAAAGAGAUCAGCCCCGAGAAGGAGAACCUCAUCCUGCUGAACAAGGCUGACCUGCUGAGCGAGGAGCAGCGCGCUGCCUGGGCCCAGUUCUUUGAAGAGGAGGGGGUCAGGGUGGUCUUCUGGUCGGCCCUGGCGGAGGGCAAGAGGCUGGCUGCACUCUCUAAGGGGACAGAGGCCACAGAGGGACCGGGUCCGGAGGAGGAAGCAGCUUCCUGGCCGAGGGAGGGCCGGACCCUGAGCAGCCAAUCCGAGAGCGACCCAGGCUCCUCCUCAGAGGAAGAGGACUCCUCGGAGGAAGAGAGCGACGCUUAUGAGGACUGCGAGGAGGAUUGGGAGGGGGAGGAGGCCUGGCUGACGUGCUCCGAGGACGAGGGGAGCGGGGCCACAGGCGGGGAGAGCAGGACGGAGGGCCUUGAGACCCCCAAAGGGCCCGGACCCCCGCUGCAGCACCCCCCCAGGAACAGCAGCCACUUAGUGCAGCGAGAGGAGCUCCUGCAGGUCUUCCGCUCGGUCCAUGAAGGGAAGAAGACCGUCAGAGACGGGGAAGUGACCGUUGGGCUGGUGGGCUACCCCAAUGUCGGAAAGAGCUCCACCAUCAACACCAUCCUGGGGAAGAAGAAGGUCUCUGUCUCGGCCACCCCGGGGCACACGAAGCACUUCCAGACGCUGUACGUGGAGCCUGGGCUGUGCCUGUGUGACUGCCCCGGCCUGGUGAUGCCCUCCUUUGUUUCCACGAAGGCUGAGAUGAUUUGCAGUGGGAUCCUGCCCAUUGACCAGAUGAGGGACCACGUCCCCCCGGUCUCUCUCGUCUGCCAGCGCAUCCCCCGUUCCGUUCUGGAGUCAACCUACGGCAUCAACAUUGUCCGGCCGAGAGAAGACGAAGCGCCUGAUCGGCCGCCCACCUCAGAGGAGCUGCUGACCACCUACGGAUAUAUGAGGGGGUUCAUGACGGACCACGGGCAGCCGGAUCAGCCCCGCUCGGCUCGCUACGUGCUGAAGGACUACGUCACAGGCAAGCUGCUCUACUGCCACCCGCCACCCGGAACAGAUGCCCAGGAGUUCCAGCACUGGCUCAAGAGAGGCAGCCCAGCCCCCAAGGCCCCUCCCCCUUGGACAAGGGCACGGCCGGGCCAGAGCCGGAGGACCACGCAGGUGGACAACGGGGUGGAUGCCGACUUCUUCCACCAGGAGGACAUCCGUGCCUUCACGCGGGGCAGGCAGUCCUUGGCGCUGGGCUCCCAAGGAGGACUCUCUGGCCAGCGGGGCUUGCCCACCUCCGGCGCCAAGGAGGGCGGCCCAGGGAAGCCCUGGAAGAAGCACGGCAACAGGAACAAGAAGGAGAAGCUCCGCCGUGUCACCAGGCACCUGCAGGCCUGAGAGGGGCCGGGCCCGCCGGGAAGCAGUGGGGCAGUCCAUCUGCCUGUGGGCAGCACCCUAUUCAGUCAUGGCAGCCCUCCUCAUCUCCUCCUUCACCCCACCCCUGGACUGCUUUUGGGGAGCUGGGACCGAGGGGGGGGGAGGUGCCUGGGGGACUUGGUGGUCCCUUUGGCCUCUGUUUCCAGGUCCAAGGAAGCUGCUGUGCAAGGCAAGAGACCAAGCAUUUCUCUCCUGGGGAAUAAAGUUUUGCUACCUUUC
This is a messenger RNA of Anolis sagrei ordinatus, 2228 nucleotides long. NCBI's taxonomy places the organism in Eukaryota, Metazoa, Chordata, Lepidosauria, Squamata, Anolidae. The record is from RefSeq and is a predicted model, not a curated record.